This is a messenger RNA of Diospyros lotus (date-plum), 1296 nucleotides long. Its product is annotated as transcription factor HEC1-like. Gene Ontology annotation, biological process: regulation of DNA-templated transcription. NCBI's taxonomy places the organism in Eukaryota, Viridiplantae, Streptophyta, Magnoliopsida, Ericales, Ebenaceae. The transcript has a single exon. The coding region runs from base 297 to 1055 and encodes 252 amino acids. The record is from RefSeq and is a predicted model, not a curated record. Gene Ontology annotation, molecular function: protein dimerization activity; DNA-binding transcription factor activity.
UCAAAUUUAUUCUAUCCGUCAAUCUUUUUACCUCCAUUUUCUUUCUCUCCUAAACCCAAUAUUUCUCUCUUCCUCACUGCAAAACUCUGAUAAAACUCUUAGUCUAACACUCUUUCUCUUUACCUUACCCAUCCCUCUGCAUCAUCAUCAGCUUCUCUCUCAGUUUCUCAGCUUUUCAAACCCUAUUCUUUCUUCUCUUUCUCCUUUUCCCAAUAACUCUUCGUUUUUUUUUUUUUUUUUUAAUCUCUCCUUUUUAGGGUUUCGAAACUAUAUAUAAAAUAGGGUCGUGGUAAGCCAUGGACAUUGACUUCUUAAAGUCUGCAGCGUCCGAUGAUCAAAUGGACAUGAUCAUGAUGAUGCAGAUGGACAAGCUCCCUGACUUUUGUUACACCGACACCGGGGAUCAAUUGCCUGCCAUGGAGUUUCAGGGAGGCGGCAGCAGCAGCGGUGGCACUGUGACACCAUGUGUUGAUAAUCCGCACUUGGUUUCGUCGACGUUCAUGAACCAGCCAGAAUUUGGAGGCGCCGCCACGAUCGGGGAACUGGCGGAGCAUCCAUUUGUGGGUAAUUCUGGGAAGUGGAGAGGUGGCGGAGAGUUCCAGGCUGGCGGCGCUUCUUUUCCGACAGAGUCACAGAAGCGGAGCUCAAUGGCGGCGAUGAGGGAGAUGAUAUUCCGGAUAGCGGCAAUGCAGCCGAUCCACAUUGACCCGGAGUCGGUGAAGCCACCGAAGCGGCGGAACGUGAAGAUUUCGACGGACCCGCAGAGCGUGGCGGCCCGCCACCGGCGGGAAAGAAUAAGCGAGAGGAUGAGAAUUCUCCAGAGACUGGUUCCCGGCGGAACCAAAAUGGAUACCGCCUCCAUGCUGGACGAAGCAAUUCACUACGUCAAGUUCUUGAAAACCCAGGUGCAAUCGCUGGAGCGGGCGGCGGCGAGUCGACCGACAGGAGCCGUCGGGUUCCCGGUGGCGAUGUCGAACGGAAGCUAUCUCCCGCCUGUUAAACGUAUUUACCAACCACCGGCCCACAAUGUUCAUCAGCAAUAUUCGGAUGCUUAAUAAUAACUGUGAUAGACAGAACCAAAUUAAUUAAUCUAUUAGUUAGCUACUACUUCUAGCACAAAUGGUGAUGUCUCUAAGAAGGCUUCGUCUGUAAAACAAAUUAAGGAGACUGGUUCAUCAUUAAUGGCUGUUUUCAUAAUUAGCAUUGUAUUAGUUAUCUUUUCUCUGCUUCUUCAUCAUCAUGAUCUUUGAGCUUGUAAUCCAUGGUGUAUUAAUUGCUACAGAAUAAUUGCAAGCA